CGCUGGAUAGGUGACGUGUUUCCGGUUUAGCUGAGCAGGGUAAACACUGCAGAGCUAACUUACAUGUUUCACUACAACUAGAGUUCACUACGUCUUUGCACUAUUUUCCACGGAUUUCUUUCUCCUACAUCUCCAGGAAUAAUAGCUGAGGAAACGCUUGUGAAACGAUCGAAAGCUCAACAUGCUUAAGGAUAACCCUUCAAUUUCGAAGAUAUAAAGAUAUUCCAAGUCUUCUAUCCUGCUUGGCUUUUCUACCUGGCAGAAGUUUGUCUCCACAAACAACCAAGAGAUUCCACAAAGAUCAGUGUUAAACUGCUCCAAUCAGUUAAGCCCAAGGCACUCAGAUCCCCACACAUCUCCAGUACCUGCAAACGUUGUUGGAUACAUUUAACAAUGAAGCCAAGUCCAGUCAGGGAGAAAACUCACCAAUGUUCAGAGUGUGGAAAGAGUUUUAGUACACAGUAUCAUCUCAUGACCCACCAGCGCAUUCACACAGGAGAGAAACCGUAUCACUGCUCAGACUGUGGGAAAAGUUUUAAUAAAAAGAGUAAUCUCGAAAGACACCAGCACAUUCACACAGAAGAAAAAACAUAUCACUGCUCAGACUGUGGGAGGAGUUUUAUUUCAAGUACUCUUCUUAACGUACACCGGGACAUUCACACAGGAGAAAAACCGUAUCGCUGCACAAGCUGUGGGAAGAGUUUUAUUAGGCAAACUUUUCUCAACAUACACCAGCGCAUUCACACUGGAGAGAGACCUUAUCUCUGCUCAGACUGUGGGAAGAGUUUUAUUACACAGUCUAAUCUCACGUCACACCAGCGCAUUCACACAGGAGAGAAACCGUAUCAGUGCUCAGUCUGUGGGAAGAGUUUUAGUCAACAGAGUAUUCUCAUAAGACACCAGCACAUUCACACAAGAGUAAAAACAUAUCCCUGCUCAGACUGUGGAAACAUCUUUAAUACACAGCGCAAUCUCACAAAACACCAGCGCAUUCACAGAGGAGAGAAACGGUAUCUCUGCUCAGACUGUGGAAAGAGUUUAAGUACACAGUAUAAUCUCACAAAACACCAGUGCAUUCACAAAGGAGAGAAACCGUAUCACUGCUCAGACUGUGGGAAGAGUUUUGUCACAAAAUAUAAACUCAAAAUACACCAGCGCAUUCACACAGGAGAGAAACCGUAUCACUGCUCAGACUGUGGGAUGAGUUUUAUCACAAAAUGUAAACUCAAAAUACACCAGCGCAUUCACACAGGAAAGAAACCAUAUCACUGCUCUGACUGUGGAGAGAGUUUAAGUUCACAGUAUAAUCUCACAAAACACCAGCGCAUUCACACAGGAGAGAAACCGUAUCACUGCUCAGACUGUGGGAAGAGUUUUAUCACAAAAUAUAAACUCAAAAUACACCAGUGCAUUCACACUGGAGAGAGACCACAUCACUGCUCAGAAUGUGGGAAGAAUUUUACUACACGUACUUUUCUCAACAGACAUCGACGCAGUCACACAGGAGAAAAACCACAUCACUGCCCAGACUGUGGGAAGGGUUUUAAAGAUCUAAGAAAUCUACGACGACACCAGUACAUUCACACAGGAGAAAAACCACAUCACUGCCAAGAGUGUGGGAAGAGUUUUAGAGAUCCAAGAAAUCUAUGGCGACACCAGUACAUUCACACUGGAGAGAAACCGUAUCACUGUACAGCUUGUGGUAAGAGCUUUAUUACACAUACGCUUUUGAUCACACACCAGCGCGUUCACACCGGAAAAGGACCAUAUCACUGCUCAGACUGCGGGAAGAGUUUUAAGCGAAUGUACGCUCUCAAAGAACACCAGAGUCUUCACACUGGAGAGAAACCGUAUCAAUGCCCAGACUGUGGGGAGAGCUUUAUUCAACUUAGUUCUGUCAUCACACACCGGCUCACUCACAUAAAGAAGGAAGAGGAGCACGAGGGUGAGACUAGCUCUAGGCAUUCAGAUACAUUAGAUAACACUCCUUCAACCAUCCCAAGCCUCAAUGCAGAUAUUAAAGUAGAGUGAAGGUGCAACUGAAGACAAAACACUACUCUUCCCUUUAACUGUGUCACAGUGGUACAGUGCCUUGAAGACUGGUUGGAGUACAUUGUUUUUCAGGGGACUGAUGUUCUGCUCAAGACCAUUAUUCGGACACUUUAAUGUUUUGGAAAGUGAGAUUGAUCAAAAGAGCAUGUUCGAACGAUGGAAUAUCAAGCUAUCUGAGUGAUUUGCUUGUGACCUCUCCUCAGGACAGAAGCAGUUGGAAAGGUGUCAAUUUCUUGAAAACUGAGGAAGGAGCUAUUCAGCUAAAACAAUCUUGUUGUGAUACAUGUGUGGAUGGAUGGAUGGACGGCUAAUUUCGCUGGUACUUGUGACCAUGUGACAAUACAGGCAUUCAUAUAUCUGUUAUUAGACAUUGCUGAUGUAGCCACAUACUGAUUUUUUAUGUAGUUAUCAGUAUGAAGAUCUAAAAUGCUUUCAAUACCAAGCAUAAAAGUAUGAACAUCUGUGAUUGUAAUAUAACAAAAGUAUUAUCAUAAUGAUAUUUUCUAUUUAUAUGUAGUAAACAUGAAUUCAUUAUUGCUUAGAUCAAGUCUUUGUUAGUUGUUAGUCUCUGUGUUGUAAUUGUGUUAACCUGUUCAUAUACAAUAUGUUUUCCUUGUAUCUGUAAUUUUUUUAGUACAUGUCAAUGGCUAGUUUUCCAGACAGAGAUUAGAAGCCUAGUCCUGGAUUAUAUACCAUAUUGAAUAGAGAUUCUUCACUGAAAGGAAAAUAAAUAGUCCAGCACUAUUGUUGUGUACAAGUUGAAUUGUAGGAGUUAGUUUGACGCCUAAGGGUGGGUGCCACCAACAGCAUCUGGCUAUGAUCAUGAUAAUUUGUAAGUAUGGCAUGACAAAUAUAGUAUUAAGAUUGAAAAUUGUUUAAUUGUAACUGAAAACUGUAUAAAUAAACUGUUAAAUGUU
Molecule: messenger RNA, 2969 nt
Organism: Astyanax mexicanus (Mexican tetra)
Lineage: Eukaryota; Metazoa; Chordata; Actinopteri; Characiformes; Acestrorhamphidae
Product: zinc finger protein OZF-like
Exons: 2
Coding region: 394-2031 (545 amino acids)
Biological process (GO): regulation of transcription by RNA polymerase II
Molecular function (GO): DNA-binding transcription factor activity; RNA polymerase II cis-regulatory region sequence-specific DNA binding
Source: RefSeq, a predicted model, not a curated record